Molecule: messenger RNA, 1241 nt
Organism: Fusarium graminearum PH-1
Lineage: Eukaryota; Fungi; Ascomycota; Sordariomycetes; Hypocreales; Nectriaceae
Exons: 3
Coding region: 1-786 (261 amino acids)
Biological process (GO): UDP-galactose transmembrane transport
Cellular component (GO): Golgi membrane; endoplasmic reticulum membrane
Molecular function (GO): UDP-galactose transmembrane transporter activity; UDP-glucose transmembrane transporter activity
Source: RefSeq, a predicted model, not a curated record
AUGGCGCGCUCAAAGCAACCGGCCAUCAAGCGCGAAGCGUCGUCCGAGUUCUUUAACAAGACGACCGCAACAUGGGAAGAUAGCGACAAAUCGCAAAAGAUCGCUUCCAAUGGGAGCGUUGUAAAAAAGGCAGUUGAUGCUGCCCCAGCUCUCGCGCCGGACGCCGGGGUCUUGCAGCUUGUUAUCGCGGUUGCGGGUAUCUAUGCUUCAUUCCUCACUUGGGCAUAUCUUCAAGAAAAGCUCACCACCAAACCCUAUGGUCCUGUCGACGCCCCGGAAGUCUGGCACUUCCCCGUCUUUCUCAACACCAUUCAGUCCAUCUUCGCCGCAAUCGUAGGCGCUGUCUACCUCUACGCUUCGACUCCCAGCAAUGCCCCUGUGCCUCCCGUCAUUCCAUCGCGUCGUAUCCUUGCACCUCUCGCCCUCGUCGCCGUUACCAGCAGUCUCGCUAGUCCUUUCGGUUAUGCGUCGCUGGCGCAUAUCGACUACAUCACCUUCCUUCUCGCAAAGAGCUGCAAGCUGCUACCUGUCAUGUUCCUCCACAUCACCGUAUUCCGCCGCCGCUAUCCUCUGUACAAGUACCUCGUUGUUGCGGCUGUGACCCUCGGCGUGGCCGUCUUUACUCUCCACUCUGGAAAGAAGAAGGGCAGCAAGGUUCGCCCCGAUGACGCGAGCACAUCGUGGGGUCUUUUGCUACUCGGCAUCAACCUUCUGUUCGACGGCUUGACAAACAGUACUCAGGAUCACAUCUUUCAACAUUCCGCCCUUACUCUGGACCUCAGAUGAUGUGCGCCCAACACAUUAUGAGCACAAUCGUUACGGGCGCUUACUUGGUCAUCAGCCCCUGGUUGGUCGCUACAGGUCUCGGAGAGUGGUUCGGCAUGGACGUUGCUGGCAACGCCGGUGAGCUCACAGCUGCUCUGGACUUUAUGGCUCGGUACCCGGCUGUCUGGAAGGACGUCCUUGGUUUCGCUGCGUGCGGUGCCGUUGGCCAGGUCUUCAUCUUCUACACCCUUUCCACUUUCUCGUCAGUACUUCUCGUCACUGUGACGGUGACUCGAAAGAUGUUCACCAUGAUUCUGUCAGUACUCGCUUUCGGUCAUCGCCUCACUCAAAUGCAGUGGCUCGGCGUUGCGCUUGUCUUUGGCGGCAUUGGUGUUGAGGCUGGAAUUGCGCGACAGGAGAAGAUGAACAAGGAGGCUGCCAAGAAGGCCCAGCAAAGUGGGAAGAAGGAGCUGUAG